ACAAUUCUUUGCGCCAUGAACACAAUAUAACAGCCGCUUUUCUGUCCGCUGGUGCGUUAAAGCGCAUCUGUUACCUUUGCUUUCUGCGUAGAAUAAAACCUUGAGCGUUUCAACCAUAGACUGUACAUAAAAAGGUUUCAACUCACGUGCCAACGUCAUUAGGAAAACACAGGAAGUGUUUGUCAGGUGAGUGACGUGUGGACUUAAGCUGUACAGUUACGGGAAUAAAUACGAACUCCUGUCGCUGGCAAAGAUGACUCAUCUCACAGCACUUUUUAAGUAUGUGGACGAACACCAGGAUCUGUAUGUGCAGCGCCUCGCAGAGUGGGUGGGAGUCCAGAGUGUGUCUGCUUGGCCGGAGAAGCGCGGGGAGAUCAAGAAGAUGAUGGAGAUGGCAGCCAAGGACAUUGAGAAGCUGGGGGGAACAGUGGAAUUGGUGGAUAUCGGCAAACAGCAGCUUCCCUCUGGAGAGGAGAUCCCCCUGCCGCCUAUUGUCCUGGGUCGUCUGGGGUCAGACCCGGGCAAGAAGACUGUUUGUAUCUACGGCCACCUUGAUGUCCAGCCAGCCAGUAUUGAUGAUGGAUGGGAUACAGAACCUUUUACUCUGGUGGAAAAAGAUGGUAAACUCUACGGAAGAGGUUCUACUGAUGACAAGGGACCAGUGUUGGCCUGGUUUAACUGCAUUGAGGCAUACCAGAAGAUCCAGCAGGAGCUUCCAAUCAACAUCAAAUUCUGCUUCGAGGGGAUGGAGGAGUCUGGAUCUGAGGGCCUGGACAAACUGGUGUUUGCUCGAAAAGACACCUUCUUCAAAGAUGUGGACUAUGUCUGCAUCUCUGACAACUAUUGGCUGGGCAAGACCAAACCCUGCAUCACCUACGGCCUGAGAGGAAUCUGCUACUUCUUCAUUGAGGUGGAGUGCGGUGACAAGGACCUACACUCAGGGGUGUUUGGCGGCUCUGUUCAUGAAGCCAUGACCGACCUGAUAGCGCUCAUGGGCUCCUUGUUAGACAGGAAGGGGAAGAUUUUGGUUCCUGGGAUAAACAACGACGUGGCCCCUCUUACAGAAGAGGAGAGAAAGCUUUAUGAGAAGAUUGAUUUUGACUUGGGAGAGUACUGCAGAGACGUUGGAGUUGAGCAGCUGCUGCAUGAAACAAAGGAGCAAAUCCUAAUGCACCGCUGGAGAUACCCAUCUCUUUCUCUUCACGGUAUUGAGGGAGCGUUCUCUGAAGCAGGGGCCAAGACUGUUAUCCCCCGCAAGGUCAACGGCAAGUUCUCUAUCCGCCUUGUCCCCGACAUGGACCCCAAAGUUGUGGAGAAGCAGGUAGAACCUGGAAUAUUUACACUGAUUGCAUCUCACAUUGAUUCAAAUGUUCAUGUGACUAGAACACAAUAAUGGUUGUGGUGUGGAACAUAUUCAAGUGGCCAGUGGAAUUUAAAACUUGAUGACUUUGUGGUAGUGUGUCACAAAAUGACUCGCUCAGUCAUACUGUUUUUGAAAAGAAUAUUGCAUCUACAACUAAAACUUAAGUUAAGCAGAUUUACAGAGCAGAUCAGUUUCUUCUUAUUAAAAAAAACUGUUCAAAAACCAUAUGUAUUCUAUUCUUCUUGACAAUGAAUCAGUGAAUGAUGUGGUUAUCCUGCCAUUGUCAAGACAAAUAAUGUGUACAGUUAUCAGAACAAUUGUUUAUACAACUGUUGUCCCUUGUGAGUUAGCCCAGUGGAAUGAUUUAAAUAAAAAAACAAAAUCACAUUUCACAGUUGACUAAAAUUACACUUUCAUACAGACAAACAAACCAGUGAUACAAAAUGAUAUUUAAGCAAAACAUUUUUUUGUCCUCUCAAAAAUAAUGUGCACACAUUUAAGUCAGUUAAUCUGUGUUGUUCUGUUGGUAUUUUUGUUGAAUGCAUACAAUGAUAGAUUUUAACUGAUGAAUAAUAAUAUGGAUUGAUACAUUUUAAACCAGGUAGAUUACAGAACAUUUUUAUGUAAAUGCAUAAAUGCACAUUGUUAUGUAAAUGUGCUCAUAACACAAUACAAGCAACAACGACAGCAGGUAAAAAUGUUAAAUAAAUGCAAGUUUGUGAAGGUAAUGAUGAAAAAGAGAUGUAUUUUGUUUUGAAUGACCAUCAUCUCAAGCCUGGGCCUGGACUGUGGACCAAUCAGGAGUAAUAAAGACCAAUUUCAGUA
Messenger RNA from Micropterus dolomieu (smallmouth bass), 2188 nucleotides. Its product is annotated as cytosolic non-specific dipeptidase-like. The record is from RefSeq and is a predicted model, not a curated record. The transcript is spliced from 9 exons. Gene Ontology annotation, biological process: proteolysis. Gene Ontology annotation, cellular component: cytosol. Gene Ontology annotation, molecular function: dipeptidase activity. Lineage: Eukaryota; Metazoa; Chordata; Actinopteri; Centrarchiformes; Centrarchidae. Bases 254 to 1393 code for a protein of 379 amino acids.